UGCUCAUACAAGCCAGAAAGUCCUGGAAGCCUUUGGACCAUUAUCCACAGACUAAACAUUCUCCGAACACCCAGACAUCAGUGGUGAGAGUGAUGCCCCACAAGCACCAGGCCGCAAACCUAUAUCUCAUGGUAUCGUCAGCUCAGGCAAAAGCAACCCAGUCUCGUCAAGAGCCUGCACACUUCAAUUCAAGGUCGGUCAUCCACCUACUUCCCCACUACAAACCUCCUUGUCCGCUACGGUCAAGGCGUACCUCGCAAGAGGUAUCAAAAGCCAAGAAAGUAUCGCUGUCUUCAACCGUGACAAGACCGCCUGAUUCGGCACCGCUUGAGCGGAUUGGACUUGGUGAAAGAUUCAACCAAGACCAUUGGCCGAGAAAAUAUGGCGACAUGAAAAGUACCUACCUGGCUUCCGACAAGGGGAUGGCGUUAGCUAGCGAGUGGAGUUUUGUCCUGGAAGAACUCCGUAGCUGCUGUACACAAGCAGAAGAUAUUUGAUCCAAGAAGCACGUUGCUCUGACAGUGGAUCAUGAGACCGCAAGCUGGGGCACGCAUGAGGAGCUGCAGUCGUAGAACUCCGCAGCUGCUAUACACAAGCGUAAGAUGCUUGAUCCAGGAAGCCUGUUGUUCUGACAGUAGGUACAUCAAUAUUCACGCCUCAACAGCAGUCUCGUGAGCUGCAGUCGUGGAACACAUCACGUGAUUUUUGUUGGGACGAACUCGGAACACCGGAUGACAUGCCAGCAAGAC
Messenger RNA from Aplosporella prunicola CBS 121167, 749 nucleotides. RefSeq lists its product as uncharacterized. The record is from RefSeq and is a predicted model, not a curated record. The transcript has a single exon. NCBI's taxonomy places the organism in Eukaryota, Fungi, Ascomycota, Dothideomycetes, Botryosphaeriales, Aplosporellaceae. Bases 93 to 497 code for a protein of 134 amino acids.